GUUUUGACAGCUGACAUGAGGUUGGUCAGCGCUGGGGUCCGGGCCCGGAGGGCUGCGGAGCCGUCCGAACCAGAGCCAGAGGAGGCAACGGAGCCGGUUCAUCAUGAGCACUCCCAUUCAGAACACCAUGAGCACUCCCAUACAGAACAUCACCCUGGCCACGACUAUAACCACAUGAAGGAAAAGUUCAUGAAUGAAAUUAGCCAUCUGCCAAUUCCCAUGUGGGCAGUAGGAGCCAUUGUCGUGGUGGUCCUGGUUUUGGUGGCAUGCUUCAUCUUCUGUGUUUUCAAAAAAUGCUUUGGUAAAAAGAAAAAGCCAAAGAAAGUGAGGGAGAGGAAGGCAGGUCGCCGCAGAAAGGCAAAGGAAGGCGAAGGAGAGGCUGGAGAGAAGGAGGGGGAGGUGAAGAAGGAAGGGGAGGAAGAGGAGAAAGAACAGGAAAAGUUGGGUAAGCUGGAGUUCUCCUUGGACUACAACUUCACAGAUUCCCAGCUCAUAGUGGGUAUCCUUCAGGCUCAGGACCUUGCCGCUAUGGACAUGGGGGGAACCUCAGACCCCUAUGUCAAAGUCUUUUUGUUGCCAGACAAAAAGAAGAAGUACGAGACCAAGGUUCAACGCAAGAAUUUAUGCCCUGUUUUCAACGAGACUUUCAUUUUCAAGAUCCCGUAUGCAGAGUUGGGCGGAAAGACCUUGGUGUUGCAAGUUUUUGACUUUGAUCGUUUCUCCAAGCAUGACAUGAUUGGUGAGAUAAAGAUUCCCAUGAACAGUGUUGAUUUGGGCCAGCCAAUGCAACAAUGGAGAGACUUGGAGAGUGGUGAGAAGGAGGAGCAAGAAAAACUGGGUGAUAUUUGCAUUUCUUUACGGUAUGUACCUACUGCUGGGAAACUGACAGUGAACAUCAUGGAGGCAAAGAAUCUGAAGAAAAUGGAUGUUGGUGGCUUGUCAGAUCCAUAUGUGAAGAUUGUUCUACAGCAAAAUGGAAAACGCAUUAAGAAGAAAAAGACGACUGUCAAGAAAAACACGCUCAAUCCCUACUUUAAUGAAAGUUUUAGCUUUGAGGUCCCCUUUGAGCAGAUACAGAAAGUGCAGGUCGUCAUCACAGUGUUUGACUAUGAUAAACUUGGGAGCAAUGACCCCAUUGGAAAGACCUUUAUGGGAUAUGGAGCUACAGGAGUCGGCCUGCGCCACUGGUCAGAUAUGCUUGCCAAUCCCAGACGACCAGUAGCCCAGUGGCACACUCUCCUGCCAGAAGAAGAAGUCGAUGCGGCACUCAAAGCAAAGCCUCGCUAG
Xiphias gladius (swordfish) is the source of this 1287-nucleotide messenger RNA. RefSeq names its product synaptotagmin Vb (gene syt5b). Gene Ontology annotation, molecular function: phosphatidylserine binding; clathrin binding; calcium ion binding. Gene Ontology annotation, cellular component: dense core granule; axon; synaptic vesicle membrane. Gene Ontology annotation, biological process: synaptic vesicle endocytosis; cellular response to calcium ion; regulation of dopamine secretion. Lineage: Eukaryota; Metazoa; Chordata; Actinopteri; Istiophoriformes; Xiphiidae. Bases 16 to 1287 code for a protein of 423 amino acids. The transcript is spliced from 8 exons. The record is from RefSeq and is a predicted model, not a curated record.